CAAUCAAAAUUUUGAUGGACUCAUUUUGUUAUGAUGAUGGGCACAGUGGAAAACACAUUGGGAGUUGUGAUGGAUUUAUGAAGUUCACGGGUUGUUUCUCUCGUGAACAUGAAGAUCCAACAAUCUAAGUAUAUCUGAUGAAGUGACAAUUCCAAGGAAUCUGCAGUGGGUUUUUGUCAUUUUCCGUGUUUGUUUCCAUCAUUCUUCAUUCUUCAUCUCCGGGCAGCCCUUAUUUGUUCGCGAUUCUCUCUCUCUCUCUCUAUCUUUUGCCGCCGCCACCACCAAAGUGUAGAGUAGGUAUUAUUAUUAAUUGAAGAACAUGGAGAGCAUUACCAAUGUGAAGGAAUAUGAAGUGAUUGCUAAGGAGAAAUUGCCCAAAAUGAUUUAUGAUUAUUAUGCCUCUGGGGCAGAGGACCAGUGGACUCUCAAGGAGAAUCGAGAUGCGUUUUCUAGGAUUCUAUUUCGACCAAGGAUUCUUAUUGAUGUGAGUAAAAUUGAUACGAGCACAACUGUGUUGGGAUUCAAGAUUUCAAUGCCCAUAAUGGUGGCUCCCACAGCUAUGCAAAAAAUGGCUCAUCCUCAAGGAGAAUAUGCGACUGCAAGAGCAGCUUCAUCUGCUGGCACGAUAAUGACUCUGUCUUCAUGGUCUACUUCCAGUAUUGAAGAAGUUGCUUCCACAGGACCUGGAAUUCGAUUCUUCCAGCUGUAUGUGUACAAAGACAGGAAUAUCGUUGUGCAGCUACUGAAAAGAGCUGAAAGAGCUGGCUUCAAGGCAGUUGUCCUAACGGUGGAUACACCAAUUCUUGGGCGAAGGGAAGCCGAUAUUAAGAAUAGGUUUAUUUUGCCGCCUCACUUGACACUGAAGAAUUUUGAGGAAUUGGACCUCGGGAAAAUAGAUAAGACUAAUGACUCUGGACUUGCUUCAUACGUUGCUAGCCAAGUUGACCGAUCUCUUAGCUGGAAGGACGUGAAAUGGCUUCAGACAGUAACCACACUACCAAUUCUCGUGAAGGGCGUGUUAACUGCAGAGGAUGCAAGGAUAGCAGUGCAGAACGGGGUAGCAGGAAUUAUUGUAUCAAACCAUGGAGCUCGGCAACUAGAUUACUCUCCCGCUACUAUUAUGGCCUUGGAAGAGGUGGUUAAAGCUGCCCAAGGCAGAGUUCCCGUUUUCUUGGAUGGAGGGGUUCGACGAGGAACUGAUGUCUUCAAAGCGCUAGCCCUCGGAGCAUCUGGCAUAUUUAUCGGAAGGCCGGUAGUGUUUUCGUUGGCGGUUGAUGGGGAGGGUGGAGUUAGAAAGGUUUUGCAGAUGCUUCAUGACGAGUUUGAGCUAACGAUGGCUUUGAGCGGGUGUCGAUCCAUCCAAGAAAUUACUCGCAAUCACAUCGUAGCUCCAUGGGAUGCACCUCAUGUUGUUCCUAGGUUGUAACAACUUGGAAACCAUAACAAUGGCGCCCAAACCCAAACGUUAGUUGUACUUUCUAAGUCAGGUCUUCCUUCUUAAGUUCUUCUACAUGCCAAUAAUUUUCUUAUUAGUCCAGAUAAUGUUUGUAGACUGUGUCUAGGCGUUUGAGACUAUAUUUAAUUUGGUAUCAAAACGUACAAUCAAAAGGUUCUAAGGGUGUGGAAAUUUGGUGAAAAAUUGGUUGAGUCAAAUAAAUUAAUUUGGUUAA
This is a messenger RNA of Ipomoea triloba (trilobed morning glory), 1670 nucleotides long. Its product is annotated as peroxisomal (S)-2-hydroxy-acid oxidase-like. Lineage: Eukaryota; Viridiplantae; Streptophyta; Magnoliopsida; Solanales; Convolvulaceae. The coding region runs from base 320 to 1426 and encodes 368 amino acids. The transcript has 13 exons. The record is from RefSeq and is a predicted model, not a curated record. Gene Ontology annotation, molecular function: FMN binding; oxidoreductase activity.